This is a messenger RNA of Penicillium cosmopolitanum, 444 nucleotides long. RefSeq lists its product as uncharacterized. Bases 1 to 444 code for a protein of 147 amino acids. The transcript has a single exon. The record is from RefSeq and is a predicted model, not a curated record. NCBI's taxonomy places the organism in Eukaryota, Fungi, Ascomycota, Eurotiomycetes, Eurotiales, Aspergillaceae.
AUGCAGACACUCCUUUCGAUCUCACGCAUGGCUGUAGGGCUUGGCUUCCUGGCCACCCCCAAGUCACUUGCUUCUGUUUUUAUCAUGCCAUUUAGCCCAGAAGCCGCGAUUGGCUGUAAAAUGGCCGGGAGUCGGGACCUUGUCCUAGGAGCUCUUCUCUACGCUUGCUACUCUGAAGGUUCACCAAUUCUUGUGGGCAAGACCACCAACCCAAGUGAGCAGCCUUUACUUUCAAGCUCGGGUCAGCCCCAAACGCGUAUUAGCUGGAACAACACCCAACGAGCCCUGGCUGCGGGAAUGAUCGUUGAUGGGUUUGAUGUACUAAGUGUGCUGUGGUGCUAUCUAGAUGGGACACUGCCGAUCGAGGCAGCCGGGACACUGGGCGGAGGCGCGUCUCUUCUACUUGGAUUAGGAGUUUACUGUAUGGUCAACGAGAGCAUGUAA